Messenger RNA from Ixodes scapularis (black-legged tick), 625 nucleotides. RefSeq names its product aminopeptidase N. NCBI's taxonomy places the organism in Eukaryota, Metazoa, Arthropoda, Arachnida, Ixodida, Ixodidae. Bases 1 to 618 code for a protein of 205 amino acids. Gene Ontology annotation, biological process: proteolysis; peptide catabolic process. The record is from RefSeq and is a predicted model, not a curated record. Gene Ontology annotation, molecular function: zinc ion binding; peptide binding; metalloaminopeptidase activity. The transcript is spliced from 5 exons. Gene Ontology annotation, cellular component: cytoplasm.
AUGUUGGACAACCUGAGAGGCAACUACGACAGCUCGUUUCACAUGAUUCCGCACUCGUACCGGUCAAUCGUGUUCUGCCAGGCCAUCAAGCACGGCACGGAGUCCGACUUCAACUUCUUGUGGAAACACUACGAAACUGCGACUACGCCACAGGAGAAAGCGGUCUUGCUCAAGGCGCUUUCCUGCACCGGUAACCUCCAGCUGCUCGAGAAGCUCUUGCUGCAGCUGGUAAACAAAGACACCGGGGUCGAGACGACGCAGAAGGCAGCCAACCUGCUGAACGCCAUCUCUUCCACCAGUCUGUCCGGGAGCACAAGCGUGAUUCGUUUCAUGACUAACCAUCAGGAAGCUGUUUUCAAUCGGUAUGGAAGCCUGCAAGGUCUCUUCGACUCAAUACUCCAAUCCAUCGUUGACAACAUCCAACAUGAGAGUGAACUCUCUAAGCUGCAUGAGAUCUACGAGCGUACGAGGGACGUGCUGCCUGGCGAGGAAGAGAAGGUUCUGCAAAUGAUCAGCAACGCCCGGGAGCACAUCCGCUGGUCUAGCCACUUCUACAGGGACGUAGAGUCGUGGCUGGAGAAGCGCUACUUUCUGGACCACCAGAAGAUGAACAGCUAAGAAUAAA